AUGCCAAAAGCUGAUCUUUCCGGUUUGCCUCCCUCUGGUGGAGCUACUCAGUCCUUGAAGUCGAAGGACCCUCUUCCUGCUGAGCCUGUGAAGGUGAUUCCUCCUACUGCUGAUGCAAAAUCACAACGACCUUUGAAUGCCCCAAAAAAGAGUAAUGGCCAUCCUAUUCCUUUGGCGGGCAAGGCAGCUCCUCUAGCUGCGUCAUCCACUAGGGUGAGUUCAAGUGAGGUGGCUGGUAGCUCUAAAUAUAGCUCCUCAAAAGACAAUAGCCCUCUAAUCCCGGCCGUUCCUCCUGACCUGAAGAAGCCUACCUUUCAAGACCAGCUCCUCUUAUUAUGCCCGGAUCUCCCUUCUGCUCAGCCUGCAUCGACUCCGAAUUGUCAUGGGCUUAGCAAGAAGAGUGCUCCCCGUGGGAGGAUUUUGGUGGGUUGGAACCCAACUCUGGUUAGUUUUGAUGUUUCCUCCCAAAAUGCUCAGGCAAUUCAUGGUAGCCUGACUUCCAUUUUGACUGGAUUCAGCCUGGCUGUGGCUGGCAAUUUCAAUGCCAUCAAUGACUCAUCGGAUCGUUUCGGUGGCUCUGAUACCUGGAUUCCCUAUUUUGAUGAUUUCAGCAACUGUUUGGAUCAGACGGACGUUGAGGACUUAAGAGUAUUACCCCAGGUUCACUCAAGGAAACCUUUUAAGUUCUUCGAUUUUUGGAUGGAGUACCCUAAGUUCGACUCCAUUGUUAAACAUGUUUGGGAUAGCCCCGGAGUUGGCGUAUCUAUGUAUAAGCUUGUUAGCAAGUUGAAGACUCUAAAGGGCCGUCUCAAGCUGUUAAAUAAAGAGUCAUUCUCGGAUAUUUCUACAAGAACGGCUGAAGCGAUGAAUGCCUUGAGGAUUACCCAACAUGCCUUGCAUCAAGACCCGACCAAUAUCACUUUUGCUGAGUUGGAGAAGGUUCAGCAUCGGUGCUUUAUGGAUUUAAAAAGCCAAGAGGAAUCCUUUUACAGACAGAAAUCCAGGAUUAGAUGGCUCCAGGAAGGUGAUAGAAACACGAAGUUUUUUCAUCACUCUGUUAGUAGAAGACAGCUUCGCAAUAGAAUUCUCUCGAUCAAGGAUUCUUCAGGCACACUGAUCAUGAAUCCGAUUGGAGUGCAGCAAGUCUUUAUUUCUUAUUUUACCAACCUCCUUACAUCACAAGUUGUCCUCACGAAGCCUUCGAUGCAGGAGGUGCAGGCGCUCAUCAGAAGUCCACUUUCAACGGAGCAUAUCAGGUUUCUUUCUCAACCUGUGCUAGAUGCUGAGAUUUGGGAUACUGUCUUCUCCCUCCCUAGAGGCAAGGCCCCUGGACCUGAUGGUUUUACUGCUAAAUUCUUCAAGAGUUGCUAA
Messenger RNA from Eucalyptus grandis, 1371 nucleotides. RefSeq lists its product as uncharacterized. NCBI's taxonomy places the organism in Eukaryota, Viridiplantae, Streptophyta, Magnoliopsida, Myrtales, Myrtaceae. Bases 1 to 1371 code for a protein of 456 amino acids. The transcript has 4 exons. The record is from RefSeq and is a predicted model, not a curated record.